Molecule: messenger RNA, 6473 nt
Organism: Misgurnus anguillicaudatus (oriental weatherfish)
Lineage: Eukaryota; Metazoa; Chordata; Actinopteri; Cypriniformes; Cobitidae
Gene: uacab
Product: uveal autoantigen with coiled-coil domains and ankyrin repeats b
Molecular function (GO): actin binding
Source: RefSeq, a predicted model, not a curated record
UUGUCAGUUAGGAAAAAGGUCCAAGAUAAGCCUGGUGGUGGAUUUCGCGUCAGGUGAAAAACGCAGUGUCCUGUCAGACGUUAAAAGUUAUUUUUGCGUAAUCAAACAAGACCGUAAAUCGUAACCGUUCUUGUAGUGUAUUCAAAUAUUAAACUAGACGCUACUGUUUAUUUAUUCAACCAAAGAGAGAAAACAUGAAGAGUUUGAAGUACCGAUUGAAAAAGCAUGAAGUUACCAUCACCAAUACAGACUGGAAUAAGUAUGAUGACCGGCUGAUGAAGGCAGUGGAGAGGAGGGAGGUCGACAAGGUUGCAGCUGUGCUUGGCAAGAAGGGCAUCAUCCCAACCAAACUCGAUGUAGAAGGGCGAUCUGCGUUUCAUCUUGCUGCCACCAGAGGACAUCUCGACUGCCUGAAUCUCAUUCUCAAUCACGGCGUGGAUGUUACAGCCACAGAUGCCACAGGAAAAAAUGCCUUACACCUGUCAGCCAGAAACGGACAGUCACUGUGUGUGCAGAAACUGCUCCAGCACAAUUGCCCAGUGGGAAAUGUGGAUCUGCAGGGAAGAACAGCUCUGCAUGAUGCUGUUAUGGCCGGCUGUUCCUCCAGUGUUAAGCUGCUCUGUGAUAGUGGGGCAUCAGUUAAUGCCAGUGACUUUGAUGGUCGAACCCCAUUGGUGCUUGCCACUCAAAUGUGCCAUCCACACAUCUGUCAGUUGCUGAUAGAGCGAGGAAGUGACAUCACAGUUAAAGACAAACAGAAUAAGUCUGCACUGAUUUUGGGUUGUGAGUAUGGUUGUAAGGAUGCUGUGGAAGUUUUGUUGAAAAAUGGUGCUGAUGUCACUGCUGUGGACUGUUUCAACCAUGACAGUUAUCAUUAUGCACGUCUCAGCAAAAACCAGGAGCUUGUCUCUCUUGUCAGGAGUUACCUGGACACUGCCAAUAAAGCAAAAGAGGCUGCCAAGAAGGAACAGAGAAAGAGACAGUUGUCAGCUGUGGAGAUGGUCUCUCAAUCGUCUAACCAAGAAAAGCUCAUUCAGGACCUGGAGAAGCAGAAUGAGAGUCAGCAGGAGACCCUAAAGAAGUUCCAUCAGGAGCAGAGAACACUGCUAGAUAAAGUUAGCAAGCUUCAGCGGCAGCUAAGCCAGGAAAAGACAACAGUGGAAGGCAUUAGCAAAGAGAAGGAACAACUGAAGCUUCUACUCUCUUCCAAAGAGAAGGAGGAAGGAGCCAAAGCCACAGAUACUGUAAGAGUCCAGCAGCGGAGCCAUUUGGGGGAUUACCCUGGACAGUCCGUGAUCAAAGGAAAAGAACAUUUACUCCUUCAAAAGUCAUACAGUUUGGACUCCGCUCAGAUCGUGCCUCCAGUACAGUCUCGAUCUGUAACUCGACCCUUGGAGCUGUCUCAACCAGUAGCCGACGACCCAGAGACGUUACGUCAAGAGCUUGAAUGUGUUCGCAGACAGCAAGAGGCUGCACAGAAGGAGGUGGCCCGCCUCCAGAAGACUCUAUCAAACAAGUCAAAGGAGUGCGAGGAACUGACGAAGAAGUGCGAGACCAUCAAGCGCGAGUCAGACCAGCAGGUGCAUGAAUUGGAGGAAGCAAUGGGAGAUGUGCAGAAAAGAAUGUUGGACUCAGAGGGAAAGAUGAAGCAGCUUCAAGCUCAUGUGGUGGCAGUAAAGGAGCAUCUUAAUAAUCAAGCUGUCGAUGACCUCAAAGCACAGCUCAAUGAGGUCAAGGCGAAGUAUGAGGGAGCUUCCUCUGAGGUAGGAAAGGUCAGGAACCAUCUAAAGCAGAGUGAGAAAGCCUUGGAGGAGUAUAAGAAAAGUGAAGGGCUAUUGGCCGUGGAGGUUGAGAGGCUAACUGCAGAGCUAAGUGCACUGAAACAGGAGCAUAAGGACAAGGAAGAGACUCGACUAAAAAUGGAAAGUCAGGUGAAAACUGCAGAAGCCAGGCUGACCUCAAUGGUUCCAGGAGAAAAGUUUGACAACAUGAAGAACCUUCUCACCAAUGCGGUGGAUGAAGAGCUGCAGUUGGCAGAGUUGAGGGAAGAUUAUGACCGUGUACUGGAAGAAGUGGCAGAGCUCCACCGCGCAAUGGACGACCGGAAAACUGUCCCCCUGCAAGAGCAUGAACGAGUCUGCGCUUCUCUGGAGGAGCAAAGCUCAGCCCUGAAGAACAAACUUGCUGAUGUCACUGCAAAGUGUCAGUCAUUAAUCUGUGAGUUGGAGGAAAGCGAGGAUGAGCGAGAGCUGCUGAGAGAGGAGCUGCAGGUUCUCAGUGACAAUCUGAAGACCAAGUUUGUGACCUUGGAAAACCAUGAGGAGGUAAAGAGGUCGAUGGGUCUGGCUGUGGAGGAGUUGCAGGUCAGGUUGACGGAAGAGAUGGAGAAGAACAAACGAGCAGAUGAGCAACUGCGGCGGCUGCAGGAGGAGAAGUCGUCUCUCUGCGAGGACGUUUCCAACCUGAGAAGCACGCACAUCCCCUGUGAACAGUAUGAGAGGGAGAUGGCUGCACUUUUGGCACGUAACGCAGAACUGGAGAGUGAAUUAAAGAGCAUUUGUGAUCAAUACCAGGAGAAAGAAAAUGAACUUGAGAUUGUGGUGGCUGAAAAUGCAUCAUUGAAGGAAAGCUUUGACUUGGAGUUUGUCACAAAGGGCGAAUAUGAGAGAGUCCAGGCAGAGUUGAGGGAAUCGUUGGAGAAAGCAAAGAUCGAAACUGCAAAGUUAGAGAAAGAUUGUAGAGCUCGAGAUGAGGAGAUGCAGAAGGUGAGAGAAGGAAACGCUAAGUUGAAAAAGGAGUUUGAGAAUGUGCAAGCAAAGCUAGAAAAAGACUAUAUCAGCCUUGUGGAACAUGAGGUAUUCAAAAGCAAAAUGAACGAUGCUUUAUCGGAAGCAGAGAGUAGAGCUAAAGAUUCCUACUCAAAAUACCAAUCUUCCCAAGAGAGUGCCUCAAAGCUCCAAGAGGAACUGGAAGCGCAAAAGAAAGAGUUGGAUACUAUUCAAGAGGCUUUUAAGUCGAAGUUUGUGCCGUUGGCUGCACUAGAGGAAAAAGAGAUGAACUAUAACAUCACUUUGAAGGACGUGAACGAUAAACUUGCUACAAUGCAGGAGAUGUACAACAAUGAAAAGACCAAAGGGGAAUUUCAGGUGCAAGAGAUUGAGAAAUUGAGUAAUGAGAUGGCGACUCUGCAGCAGACACUUCAAACAGGACUUGUGUCCAAUGAGAAGUUCAAAGAAGCAGAGGAUCGAUACAAGGGCCAGGUGGAGGAGCUUAGUUUGAAGUUGGUGGAAUUGGAGCAGCAAUAUAAAGAGGUUACAAUCCAGCGAGCAGAGCUAGAAGAACAAAAUUCUUUGUGCAACAUGGAGAUCUCCAGCCUCCAGAACAGACUAAACAGUGAAUAUAUCCAUCUGGAGCAGUUUGAGGCUAUGCAGAGCUCUCUGACCAAGAGCCUGCAGGAGGCACAACAGGAGUGUGAGCGCUUAAGUGAAUCUCGCAGACUGGAAGUCCAGCGUGUUCAAGAGCUAGAACAGCAGCUCCAGAGUCACAGCCGUGAUGAUGGCCUAAAGGCCCAAUACAUCCAAGCUAAGGAGGCUCUGGAGCUCGAAGUCAAUGAGCUUCGCUUAGCAUUGCGGGAAGAGGAGGAAACCAGUGCGCAGAGGGCUGAGGACGUAGCCACCUUGCAAACUGAGCUCCUUAGAGCCACGCAGGCCCUGAAUGACCUCCGCAGCCACGAAGAACAGGUGACCGAGCUCAGAGCUGAAAAGCACAGGCUUGAAGAAGAGGUUCGUGAACUUGGCGAUAGGCUUUCAGGGCUGGAUGAGCAGUACGAAGAUCUGUACAGGCAAACGACCCAGGCCAGAGAAGGUGAGGAGAGAGCGAGAGCAGAAACCGAGGCCUUGCAGGUAAAGAGCGCCUCCAUUGAGAAGGAAAUCAGAGAUCUGAAGGAGCGCUAUGAAGAAUCACUGGGAACCAUUGGAGAACUCCAAAAGAGGAUUCAGAUGUCCUCAGAGCAGACCGAGCUCAAAGACAAAAGGAUCACAGAGCUGUUGACGGAUGUUGAAAGGCUGAAGCAGGCUCUGAAUGGCUUAUCCCAGCUGGCUUAUGCUGGCAACACGCCCAACAAAAGACAGACCCAACACAUCGACACACUCCAAGCCCAGGUCAAGAGCCUCCAGCAGCAGCUGGCUGAUGCUGAGAGGCAACACAGAGAAGUGGUUUCAAUUUAUCGAACUCAUCUUCUCAGUGCAGCGCAGGGUCACAUGGAUGAAGAUGUCCAAGCUGCCUUACUGCAGAUCAUCCGAAUGAGACAGGGAUUUGUGUGUUGAACUGAACGCAUUGAGACUACACUGACUCCAAUUCAUCAUUCACACAGUAACCUUUUGUUCAGCUCAGGAAUACUUCGGUCACAUUUACAGUGUCUUUGGAAGAGUUUAGAUGCACACAGCACUGAAUCGAAUCGAGACAAACAAAGUGUCAUUUUGAUAAACUGAUUAAAACAAGGCAAGGGGUUUCUCAUCGUUGAUGAUAUCACACAUAAACAUGUUGAAUUACCGACGUCUGCCAUAGCUAUGUACUGUAGAGUGGUCUGACUGUAGGCUGAAAAGAGUUUAAGUGACACUCCGUUAUAUACUGCAGGUGUAAACUUGCACAUUCAGUGAUGGAGACCCAUUUACUUGUAUUUCAUGUUGAAAUAACCUAGCUGCAGUCUUCUGAAGAAGAACAUUUCCUCCACUCUUACAGCCUCCCCUGUUUAUUAGCCUGAGCUACGUGUGCAUUGUAUUAAUGGGGGACAUAUCCAUUUGAAGCUUUCACAUAUGGAAAUGACCAUCUUUACCGUUUCAUUUUAGCUCGGGGAAAUUUCAAGGAAUAGUUUACCCAAAAAUGAAAACCAUUGUUAUUGCCUUCAUGUUGUUCCAAACCUGGAUGAUUGAUACAGAUACAGAAGACAUUCUGGUUGUCAUACUUUUCAGGUCGAAUAAAAGUAAAUGAGCACUGUCAAACUGCGAACUUCCAAAAAGCACCAUAAGCGCCUCAUUAUAGUUGUCCAUACUACUGGUUCACUAUAGCCGUAAAAUAGAUUUGAGUGACAAGCAUACCAAAAUUUAAGUUGUUAUAUACGGAUAAUCUUCCAGUUAAGUGGCCUAUUAUCUGACUGGAUCAGUGUAGUUGUUGUUUGUUCAUAAAUCUAGAGCUCUGAAAUGUAGGUCUGAUCCUCACACAGAGCUUUAGAAAACUUGGAAAUAUAACGCUUGACUUUAACAUACAUUACAUUCAGUAUGACAUGACUUUCUUGCCAGUUUAGAUCUUGAAAGCUUGUUCAAUUUCUUUAUACCAGCCACUAUUUCUAAAUUUAUUUAAAAAAUUGUAUCCCAAGCAGAAAGGUCAAACGGGUUUGGAAGAGGAUGAGGGAUGAGUUUUUGGCUAAACUAUUUCUUUAUGGCUUUAUUGGACUGCUGGGCACACGGGCAGUUCCUGGGCCAAAUAAGUUUUAUUAAAUGUCAGGAAUUCUUUUCAUAGUGAUUAAAUGAGUUAAAUAGUGUGCGUUAUAACACUAACGUUCAUUACAUGGAUGUAAUAUGCACAUGUAGAGUACAUGUUACCUUAGAGUUACUUUAGUUACCUGUUUCGAGAAAGGUCCCACAAUUUUUAUGGUCCAAGGUCAUUGUGAAAGAUCAUAAGAAACCUUUACUGCUUUCUUAAAUCUUACAUUUACCUACAUAUUGUGCUCUAACACAGUUUUACUUGGACCCGUGUCCAUACACAUGAUGUGUUUCAGAUGUAUUUGAGUCAGUUGGUUUUGUGUUAUUGCUUUGCUUCUGCAGUGGAAACGACACAAACAUAUCAACUGCAUUGGCAAAACGGUUAACAUGGACAGCAAUGAGAGAGAGAGUGUUAAGAAAGUCUUCAUUGUUUUAUAUCCUGGCUGAUAUUGCCAUCUAGUGGUGUGACUUGGCUGGCCAAGUUUGAUGUGUGGUUUUGUGUAGGAGAAUGUGAUGCAUUUAAAUGAUCUUUCAAAAUCUGAUCUGUAAUUGUUUUUUUCAUGACUUUGUACUACAUUGAGGUAUCUUACAAAAUUCAGCAGGACUGGAGCAGAGUGGCACAAUAAAAUUUGUUCAAGUUUCAGAACACGACUAUAGGCCGACUUUAUAUUAUAUUUUUGUAGAUCUGAUUUUUUUUCUUUUCCUUAUCUAAACUUUUCAUUUUAAGACACUUGUAUUCUUUUGAGUUCCUAAUCGGAGAUUCUCAAUAGCACUUGCUUAACAUCCAACCACAUGGCAUUGCCAGUAUCGAGUUUGAUUUGGUAACUAAUGAUAUCGGUUCUCUUUGUCUGGGACAACUAAUUGUUAUGGUUUUAUUAUUUAUUAGUAUUACGUUCUAACUGUGCUCUAAUGAUUAUCAGUUAGUUUGUGUUUUUUUUUCUUGUUGUUUUGCAAACUUUUGAGUCUAACAUCAAUAAAAUUUCCUCUUUCAGA